Nicotiana tabacum (common tobacco) is the source of this 1252-nucleotide messenger RNA. RefSeq lists its product as uncharacterized. The record is from RefSeq and is a predicted model, not a curated record. Lineage: Eukaryota; Viridiplantae; Streptophyta; Magnoliopsida; Solanales; Solanaceae.
AACACAUGCAUAAUGCACAAGAUCAUUGAAAACCAGUAUAAUUAUUUCCUCCUGUGAGCACAUAUCAGUAUAAACUAUUUAACCCUUACUCUAGAGUAGCACUGAAUACCAGACCUGAUUCUGAAAUUAAAAAAUCCAUGGGUACAUUUCUUGGACAUCUAGUACCUGGUUUGGCCUUAGCCCUUCUUGGUUUUUGGCAUGCUAUUAACACAAUUAGAGCCAACUAUCAAAAUGGAACUACAAAAUUCAGAUCCAAGUUUUGGUACCCUUUUAACAGUCCUCUUCCCAGACUACAAUACCUUGAUCUCAUUCUUGUUUUGUCCUUCUCUAUCUUUUGCAUAAUUAUCCAAUUCUUGGAAUUCCCUUCUCUGCACUUUUCAUUCAAGCUUCAUAAUAUUGAACAUGCAACCAUGUUCCUAAACUUGACCGUUUUCACGGUUUUUGCUCUUUUUGCUGAGUUAAGUAACUUAUCUGAGAUCCUGCAUGGGAUUUUAAGCAUACUUGCUACAUCUAUUUUUGGUCAGGAGCUUUUCUUACUUCAUUAUCAUUCAACUGAUCAUGUAGGAUUAGAAGGUCAUUACCACUGGCUUUUGCAAAUCGUCGUGUUUAUUUCCCUUAUGUCAGCUCUUGUUGUUACUUGCUUCCCUUGUUGUUUUCCUGCAGCACUUGUUCUUUCAAUUUCGGUUAUUUUCCAAGGUUGUUGGUUCAUGAACAUGGGAUUUAACCUGUGGUAUCCACAGUUUGUUCCACUUGGAUGUGUUAUGCAAUCAAGUGAAGGUCAUGAAAACUUAGUGCAUGGCGCGGUCAUGUGUCAAACAGAUGAAGCUGAUUUACGGGCUAGAGCUAUGGCGAACUUGCAAUUUAGUUGGGUACUUGCAGCUAUCUUGAUCAUUGUGGCUUGUAUUUCUCUUGUUUUCGCGAGAAAUCGAGCAAAUAGGACUCUGUUGUCCAAGUAUGAGCAGCUUCAGAGUAGAGACAGAGACAUCCCUGUAACAAUUAAUUGCUUGAAGUAAACUCAUAAAUAAGAAAUGUACAUAGGCAUCCGAAAUGCCAAGUUAAAUAAAUGGAUGUGUCGGGGGACAAAUUCUGGGCUAUCUUCUUGCCUAGAAAUGCUCAUCCCCAUUGCUUGUGGUACUACUCUACUAUUUAAGUGUAUUGCAGUCACUAGACUGCCUAACCAUAGUUGUCAGUUGAACUAAAUUGUAUCUCUUUUCUAUUAGGUGUGCAUCUUCUUUUGUGGGACUUUAUAUAA